CUCGGUUUCUGGUGCCCCGCUACCGGCGUAGGAUUCCAGUGCGUCGCCCCACAACAGCCCGACACUGCCAGCAUCUUCUUCAACGAGGCGCUCGCGGUCGUCGCAGCUCUCCACCAUGCGGUUCUCGGCAUGGACUCCAACCCGCGCCGCAUCCUCAUUUACACCGACAAUACCAACACUGUCGACAUGUUCAACACCCUCCGCGCUGAACAAGCGUACAACCCCCUCCUUAUCACCAGCGUCGACCUACUCCUCAAGUUCGACCGCGAGCUUCGCGUGUUCCACGUUCCUGGGACCGAGAACGGCGUCGCAGAUGCGCUCUCGCGUUUCGAGAAUGCUCGGGCCAUGCAGCUCGCUCCCGGGCUCCUUAUCCGCCCCUUCCUACCUCCUCACCUGUCCGUGGGUGCC
Schizophyllum commune H4-8 is the source of this 408-nucleotide messenger RNA. RefSeq lists its product as uncharacterized. The transcript has a single exon. Gene Ontology annotation, molecular function: RNA-DNA hybrid ribonuclease activity; nucleic acid binding. The annotation marks the transcript as partial. The record is from RefSeq and is a predicted model, not a curated record. NCBI's taxonomy places the organism in Eukaryota, Fungi, Basidiomycota, Agaricomycetes, Agaricales, Schizophyllaceae.